Messenger RNA from Boeremia exigua, 5656 nucleotides. RefSeq lists its product as uncharacterized. Bases 155 to 5548 code for a protein of 1797 amino acids. The transcript has 2 exons. The record is from RefSeq and is a predicted model, not a curated record. NCBI's taxonomy places the organism in Eukaryota, Fungi, Ascomycota, Dothideomycetes, Pleosporales, Didymellaceae.
GAAUCUUGCGCCGCGACCGCCCUCCGUCGCCCGCCAACCGCUGCGCUGCGCCUGCAGGUCGCUCACACUUCUGCCGCACCCGCACGCACAUCCCCACUAAACCAUGUCCGCGCCUGGCUCCCCCUCCGCCUUCUAGGAUCCUGCAGGGUUCGCAAUGGGUUUUGACUCUCGACCACCGCUCCCGGCCCCGACAGAACUCUCGACUCUCAGCUCCGCAGACCUCGACCCGCCCCGCGACGACGUCGACACCAACGUCUCCGCCCGCACCGACCGCACCUCGUACAGCAUCCCCGAGGACGGCACCCCCAUCACCAUCAACACCACCAAGCCGUCGCUGCACAAGAAGUACCCGAGCCAGACGAGCCUGCUGAUCGAGUACUUCGAAGCCGGCAAGGAGAACGGCAAGACCCGCGCCCGCCCCAGCGUCCGCGUGCGCGUCACUCCCAGCUCGCGCAAGAAGAACCGCGCCGGCAUCGACCAGGUGCAUCUGACCCAGACCACCAAGAACAACGCCAAGCCCGCCUACACGCGCCGCAUCUCGCUGCAGCAAAAGUCGCGCGACGACGCCGCCCCGCCGCAAGACUCCUCGGACGCCUCCACCGUCUCGUCGUUGCCGCCCGUCGACAUCGAGGUGCUAAACCACGGCAGCGACCUCUCCAACCGCGACCUCCUCUUCAUGCCCAUGCCGUCCGACAUCUCCUCCAUGCCCGCCGACAGCAUGCUCGAGGGCACGCCGCAAAUCAUGGCUCCCGCGCCGCGCAGCAGCAGGAGCACCGAGAGGGACACCGUGCUGACAGACUCCAACGUCGCCGAUGAGCCCGACCUGCUCAAGGCCCCGAAGCACCAGCGCAGCCGGAGUAUGAGCAAAGACCGCAUCACCCAGCGAGUCAUGGAGAAGCUGCAACAACAGCAACAGCAACAGGCCGAAACGUCCUCGAGCAAGACACGAAAGUCGGAAAAGACCGGCAGGGAUGACCUGUCCUCGCCCCGCAAGUCGUCCAGGCGACACAGCAAGGAUCACCGUGGAGAGGAAAUUAGCGUCCUCAGUGGGACAGACUCCAGCUUGCUCUCCUCCAGUGCUGACCGCAGAUCUGCUGUCCCGUCGGUGCGCUCAGGUGUCUCCACCACCUCGUCCAUCAACAACCCCAAGCUGCUGGCCACAGUCGAGGACGCUAUCAGGCGGCUGAUCCUGCCCGAACUCAAUGCGCUGAAGGAGGAGAACCGCACGUCCAAAAACAGAGACAAGUUCGAGCGCAUGUCCCGCGACAGCGGCGCCACAUUCGAGACCGUCGAGACCACCAGCUCGCGCGACCCGUCCACAUCACGGCGGCGCGUCUCCAAGUCCUCGAGCACACCGAACAUUCACGGCGGCAAGCCCAAGGUCGUGCUCAAUCGCGAUGGCGAAGACUCUGGCGAGGUACUUACGAGUAGCUCCAGUCGAAAAGAGCGCAGAUCGAGUCGCGACUCGACCUCUGAGCGCAGUCUGGCUGAAUCAACGACCAAGACAGCGACGCGAGAGAACUCACACAAGAGGAGGAGCGGACGCACUGCCCGCGAGGCAGAGAUCGCUGCUCUUGCUGGGUCUGGUCUCACAGCUGCGGCCUUGAGAAAGCACACUUCUCGCGAAGAAGAGGUGGAAGACCGCAAGCAUAAGAAAAAGCACUCUUCUCGAAGCAAUCACAGCCGCUCUACAAGUAUCGCAGACAGCGCAGCGAAAGAGGAGAUUGUGAAGGAUGUGCCACCCAUGCCGUUCAUCCAGAGCGAGCUCCAUGGCGGCUCUGAGCUCACCCGCGAGUCGAUCCUGUCUGCUGACACAGAGACGAAGACUCGCUCGCGGUCGACUUCGAAGUCGUCCACCACCACAGGAGCGGAGACACCGCUGCGCGAAGUGCCACGUGGGUUUCCUUCACCGACACCCCUUACUCCUACAAGAAACGCACCGCCUGCUCUGCAGCGCAACUACGGUACUGCGCAUGCGAACCAGUCAGCCGAGGAUAUCCGACUGCAGUCUCCCAUGAGCGACAGAAGCUGGGGGUCCAGAUCAAGAGGUGCUGGGCCGGCCAGCUUAGAAGCCGCAGCAGCGGCCAAGGCUCGUGCCAUUGAGCGCUCGGAGACACAGGCGUCGCACUAUGAGAUCAUUGGCACCACGCCGACUCGCGGCCUCAGCCCCAUCCAGAGCGAGGCCAGCUACCGCGAAGAAGCGCACACGACCGAAUCGCCCCGGCGUCUGCGAGCUGUCCACAGCAGCGCGUCUGUGUCUUCGCUCGGUAGGCACAUAGAGCGACAGUCGUCGAACCUGUCCAUCGGGACCCUCGAGUCGACCGCCAGUACCAAAGCAGCUCGCACUCGCAAGCGACCACAGGGCGUCAACCUCGAGAGCGUCAGGUCCGCCAUGGGCUCUCCCCAAACGCCGCACACCCCUCGCGACGCUCGCGACUCAGAGCUGUUCUUCGAGCAGAACCACGAGCAGAACGAGCUGUACAGGAGAGAGCUGGAGGAGAAUUCUCAGCUCUCGGAGAACUUCCCUGUCAACUACAAUCGCUUCACCAACUACACGGACGAUAGCGAAGGCGUGCAGUACCUCGAUCACGAGCAGAAGAUCGAACCUAUUCAUCAGGAUAUCAGGAGAGUCGGUGCCAGCCCUGAGUACGUCCAUACGCCAGUUGCAGUCGAGUCUGCUGUUGCGUCGCUGCAUGAGCCAUCCAGCGUCAGUGUUCGCUCAUCUGCAGUGUCGAGCCCAUUGCGGGAAAACGUGAUAAGCCCUAUCAGGAAGAGCCGCUUAUCCCAGGUCAGCCCCGCUCCCAGCGAGGAGCACAUCCUGCACCUCGAGGAGCACGAAAUCCCCACUGGAGACCGAUGGGGUGCGCUUCGUGACAAGGCAGAGGCCAUGAACUAUCACCCCCACCCUGCGGACAACUCGCCCAGGCAGAGCAUCGCUCAGUCGAUCGACGAGCAGCCUCAGAUGCACCACAGCGCGUUCCCUGUCCAGGAUCACAUGAUGCCUGAGAUUGGGUACGGACUGGACAAUGAGUCGGAGAUCUCGACAAACCCUUCCAUCAUCCAAGGGCCGCUCAAUGGAGGCGAUGGGUACUAUGACCACACCCAGGACACGAUGUACCGUCAAGACGACCGCGAUCACGUCUCCACUCGCCAGUCCAGCAAGAACUCGUUCAACAAGAGUGCUACACUGGGCGCUGGUGCUGGCGCCGCUGCGGGGGCCGCCGCUGCAGCCCAUCAUCUGCACAACCGCAGCCCGUCGAUCGACGAGCAGCACCAGGCUACCGUGGAAGACGACUACGAGUCCUACACGGGUGACUCGUUUGUUGGGCACGACGAGCAGCUUGACUACGCGCAGAGUAACCGCACACCUCUCUCCGGUACGACUGGAUGGAGAGACGAAGGCUACCAAUCAGCUAACCAACGUGAAGGCUACACGCCUCAAAAUCUCAAUCACGCAAAGGUCUUUGACGACGAGUUUGCUGAUGAGUACGAUGAGACACCGCUUGAUGGGGAGGACGUGUUUGCUUCCAACGCCAAGCAUGGCCGCCAAUUCAGCGGCAACUCUCAUGGCAUGGCUUCCCCUCUUUACGACUCAGCAACUGGCAAGGGCAUCGACCGCAUCCAGUCCAAGGACAUUGUCGCGCUUAUGGACCACCUCACUGUACGGGACGCGCAGCGCAAUGCGAGAGAUACCGAGAUUCUGGUUACUCUUGUCCGCUCUGCCGCGGAGAUGCGCAACCAGCUUGAUGAGCUCAAGGGCUUCAUCAAGGUGCAGGACAACAUGAUCAUGAACACGAAUGACAAGCGGGUCGAUAUUGCCGAACAGCGCAUUCUCGGUGGGCCACGACCGCAACCCGCGCCGUACGGUGCAGGCCGCGGUUUCCGAUCUACCUCCGAUGACAUGGACGUCGAGACGAAGAAGAAGAAUCUGUUCAAGCGUGCGCUGAAGGGUUUGAGCAUGAAGGGCGACGGCGACAUCAAGAACAUCGAGGCCAUGCUGAUGCAGCUGCUCGGAGACGUCGAAGGCCUGAAACAGGUCCAGCAGCUGCAGCUGGAGCAGGGCAACCGCACGAAUAGUAUCACCUCGUACGACAACCUGCAGGCCAGCGGCGACCCUGGCUACGAGCCCGAGGGCCGCGCCAAUACUGCUUCCUCGCCGAACCAGUCUGGAUUCCUCUCGAACCCCGCCUCUUCGUCACGACGCAUCAACGACCUGCACUCUGGUUAUGAUGUUGUGCAGACCAACCGCAUAAGCACGGUGCACGAAGAUGACGAGGAGUAUCUUGAGCGCGAGCCGCGGUACGAGAACAGCGAGCGCAUGAUGACACCUACGCAAGAUGCGUACCACAGCAGGAACGUGUCGCAAGAAAAGGUGUCCCCGCCGGCGGCGAGGAACAGCUCAGAGGAGACGCCGAAGAAGAAUAAGCACAAGUCGACUUCGUCCUCGAUCUUUGGCAUCCCCAAGAUCUCCCGCUGGUCAAAGACCACGUCCUCCACUGAGCCUCGCAACAGCGUGGAGAAGCGCCCGUACUCGUCCCACUCGCGCUCGAGCUCGCAGAAGAGUUUCGACUCGUACGACGACGACUACUCGCAGAACGGUGAUGACCGUCCUCGCAACGGUGACGACCGCUCGCUGCGUUCGCGAGACUCACGAGACGAUCGUUCGUUCCGCUCCAGAGAUGACCGCUCGAUCCGUUCCAGGGACGAUCACUCGGUGCGCGCACCGUCACCUCUGAUCCCCGAGGACCCAGAGUACGAGCUCGAGGACCCCAAGUACCAUGCGCACCGCAACAGCCUGAAUCUGCAGCACCCGCAGCCCCGCGCAGGGCCAACCGGGCGCCACCAGACACAUCUCGAAGACCAGGCGCAGGACUACGUCCCCGACAAUGUCAGCGGAGUCAGCGGCGUCAGCGGCAGCGGCAUCGCGUCGCCCGACUACGACCAGUGGGGCAGCAUGCCCAGCCUCGCGCGCAACCGCAUGAGCGCCAGCACCGCGACCUACCAGCCUGGCGGCAACCUGUCGCCCAUCUCCAGCGACGGCGGCUACUCAGGCCACUCCGCCAGCGAGCAGACAGGGCGCCUCGCGCAGAAGGUCGACGACGGUCCGCUCAUCCCGCCCACCACCGGCGUCCUCGCCGGCUACGGCCAGACCCGCCAGAUGUACAGCUCGCCCAACGAGUUCGGCUCCCAGGGCGUCCUGACCCCGCUCGCGCCCAUCGCCGAGGUGCGCUACAGUCUCGAGACCGACCGCGGGCAGUACCGCGGCUCGCCCACCCCCUCCCCCCGCCCCAGCAGCGCACACCUCCGCACCCCGCAGCGCAAAAUCACGGGCCCCCGGCCCAUGGGCCCGCGCUCGCCCGCGCCCGGCGCUAGUCCCCUCCGCCAGCAGGAACUCAGCCAGCAGGUGCUCAUCAACCAGCAGCACGAACUCAACCGUGACGACACGGUGAUUCGACGCAAACCCGCGGGCCCGCCGAGUUUCGCGGAUACCGAGAGCUUGUUGAGUUAUCGCACGAGUAUUGAUGGGAGUGACGAUGAGACGUUUUAGGUCUGAGAUGGCAGGGAAUGGGUGGUUUGAGAAAGAAGGGAGAUUGGGGAGAGGAUGGCGGAAGAGGAGGAGAGGAGAGGGAGUUUUGUGUGUUUGGGAUGGCGUUAU